Arvicola amphibius (Eurasian water vole) is the source of this 9900-nucleotide messenger RNA. It is a transcript of the gene Slc5a3, whose product is annotated as solute carrier family 5 member 3. Gene Ontology annotation, molecular function: D-glucose:sodium symporter activity. Bases 442 to 2598 code for a protein of 718 amino acids. The record is from RefSeq and is a predicted model, not a curated record. Gene Ontology annotation, biological process: transmembrane transport; inositol metabolic process; myo-inositol transport. The transcript is spliced from 2 exons. Gene Ontology annotation, cellular component: plasma membrane. Lineage: Eukaryota; Metazoa; Chordata; Mammalia; Rodentia; Cricetidae.
CCCGCGUCCCCGCUCUCGGAGUCCCGCCACCCCGGCUCGCCUCGACUCGGCGCCGCGAUCCUGGGCCAUGCCCCGCUACGAGUUGGCUUUGAUUCUGAAAGCCAUGCGGCGGGGUUGGUACAGUAGGCUCCACUAGACUUAGCUGCAGCUCAGAGUUUCUCCUCCAGCACCUGAGUAAAUGCUGAUGGUCUUGUGGACUAAGAGUGCGAGCUAAAUUCUCAAUCCCAAUUGAGAAGCGGAGGAAAUUUAAAACUGUCUCCUUCCAAGCUUACCACAACCACCACCAUCAAGACAGCAAACAAAGGACAAAGACUUUGAACCGCUGUGUUGCUCUGUGUAGUCCUAUUCACGUGUGCUUUACAGACUUGGCUGGGUUACUAAUAAGUAAAUAAGAAGUUGGACACUUCUUUCAUUCGGACAUUCUAUUCACAAGUUACCAGAAUGAGGGCUGUGCUGGAGACGGCAGACAUUGCCAUAGUGGCCCUGUAUUUUGUCCUGGUCAUGUGCAUUGGUUUUUUUGCCAUGUGGAAAUCUAAUAGAAGCACUGUGAGUGGAUACUUCCUGGCCGGGCGCUCUAUGACCUGGGUGGCAAUUGGUGCCUCUCUGUUUGUGAGCAAUAUUGGGAGUGAGCACUUCAUUGGGCUGGCAGGAUCUGGAGCAGCGAGUGGAUUUGCAGUAGGCGCAUGGGAAUUCAAUGCCUUACUGCUCUUGCAACUUCUGGGAUGGGUUUUCAUCCCUAUUUACAUCCGGUCAGGGGUAUACACUAUGCCUGAAUACUUGUCCAAGAGAUUCGGUGGCCAUAGGAUUCAGGUCUAUUUUGCGGCCUUGUCUCUGCUUCUGUAUAUCUUCACCAAGCUCUCGGUGGAUCUGUAUUCAGGUGCCCUCUUUAUCCAGGAGUCCUUGGGUUGGAACCUUUAUGUGUCUGUCAUCCUGCUCAUUGGCAUGACCGCUCUGCUGACUGUCACCGGAGGCCUUGUUGCAGUGAUCUACACAGACACCCUCCAGGCUCUGCUCAUGAUUAUUGGGGCACUCACUCUUAUGGUUAUUAGCAUGAUGAAGAUUGGAGGGUUUGAGGAAGUUAAGAGAAGGUACAUGUUGGCCUCACCCAAUGUUGCUUCCAUUUUGUUGACAUACAACCUUUCCAACACAAAUUCAUGUAACGUCCACCCUAAGGAGGAUGCCCUAAAAAUGCUGCGAGAUCCAACAGAUGAAGAUGUUCCAUGGCCUGGAUUCAUUCUUGGGCAGACCCCAGCCUCGGUAUGGUACUGGUGUGCUGACCAAGUCAUUGUGCAGAGGGUUCUAGCAGCCAAAAACAUUGCUCAUGCCAAAGGCUCUACUCUAAUGGCUGGCUUCUUGAAGCUUCUACCAAUGUUUAUCAUAGUUGUCCCAGGAAUGAUUUCUAGGAUACUGUUUGUUGAUGACAUAGCUUGCAUCAACCCAGAGCACUGCAUGCAAGUGUGUGGAAGCAGAGCUGGGUGCUCCAAUAUUGCCUACCCACGCCUGGUGAUGAAGUUGGUUCCUGUGGGCCUUCGGGGCUUGAUGAUGGCCGUGAUGAUUGCGGCUCUGAUGAGCGACUUGGACUCCAUCUUUAACAGUGCCAGUACCAUAUUCACCCUCGAUGUGUACAAGCUUAUCCGCAAGAGCGCAAGCUCCCGGGAACUAAUGAUAGUGGGCAGGAUAUUUGUGGCUUUUAUGGUUGUCAUCAGCAUAGCAUGGGUGCCAAUUAUUGUGGAGAUGCAAGGAGGCCAGAUGUACCUUUAUAUCCAGGAGGUGGCAGAUUAUCUGACCCCUCCAGUGGCAGCUCUCUUCCUUCUGGCAAUUUUCUGGAAACGUUGCAAUGAGCAAGGGGCUUUCUAUGGUGGAAUGGCAGGCUUUGUUCUGGGAGCUGUCCGUUUGAUACUGGCUUUUACCUACCGUGCUCCUGAAUGUGACCAACCUGAUAACAGGCCAGGCUUCAUCAAAGACAUCCAUUAUAUGUAUGUGGCUACAGCAUUGUUUUGGAUCACAGGACUCAUAACUGUAAUUGUAAGUCUUCUCACACCGCCUCCCACCAAGGACCAGAUUCGUACUACCACCUUUUGGUCAAAGAAGACCCUGGUAACAGAGGAGAGCUGCUGUCAGAAAGAGGAGCCAUACAAAAUGCAAGAGAAGAGCUUUCUGCGGAGCACUGAUAACAGUGAGGCUGUCAACCACGCCAUCCCCAACGGGAAGUCUGAAGACAGCAUCAAGGAGCUUCAGCCUGAAGAUGUUAAUCUGUUGGUGACGUGCAGAGAAGAGGGCAAUCCAGUCGCUUCCGUGGGUCAUUCAGAGGCAGAAACACCAGUAGAUGCUUAUUCCAAUGGGCAAGCAGCUCUCAUGGGUGAGAAAGAGAGAGAGAAGGAAACAGAAAGCCGAAGCCGGUAUUGGAAGUUCAUAGACUGGUUUUGUGGCUUUAAGAGUAAAAGCCUUAGCAAGAGAAGUCUCAGAGACUUGAUGGACGAGGAGGCCGUUUGCUCGCAGAUGUUAGAAGAGUCUCCACAAGUAAAAGUUGUGUUAAAUAUUGGACUUUUUGCUGUGUGUUCGCUUGGAAUUUUCAUGUUUGUUUAUUUCUCCUUAUGAACUUAAGAACAUGGUGAGGCACUUAAGAAAAUACUGGUCUUUGAAAACAAAAAUGUGACUGUUGCAUCUCUCAGGCAUUGUUUACGCUGAAGGUUUUAGCCAAAUUUUACUUAGCAGAAAAUCAUCUAUUUGCAAGACUAUUUUCCUAGAGAUGGAUGAAAUAAAUCUUCAACUUAAAUGAAACAAAACAGAAUGAAUUGUGCAAAAAAAAAUGUGGUUUUAGAGUUUUCCAUACCAAAGUGAGGAAAGACCAGUUCUUCUUACAGGUCACUGAGAGCGGAACUGUGUUCAAGCACCAUGAUAAAGUGUCUGGUCUGCAUUGCCAAGUCUCAGAGACCUUGUGCUGAAGUAGAUUUGCUCAUUUGUAAGGUUUUUGUCUCUAAUCCCUGCUAUGAUUAAAAAAUUGAAUUCAUAGAGAUUGAAUGAUUAGUUAUGUCCUGAAAGUCUAAUGUGUUGUAUAGUGAUUACUUCAGGACAACUUUGUUUGCUUGGCUGGUUUUGUUAGCAUGAGUCCAUGGAUUCUGCUUGCCAAAAGAAAGGAAGAAUGUUUUCCUGGAGGUAUUUUUGUACCCCUUGUGUGUGGAAUGUUAGUGGCUUGGGCAGACUUUGUUUCAGUUCCCUCCCUCUGUUUUUCUUUCUUAAACUGAACCAUACGGAAUGACUACCAAGUCUGUAUAUAUUUUUUUUAAUCGGGGGGGGGGGGGGGAAGUAAGUAUUGAUUGCUGAUGAUCCCCACAUUUAUUGAUGAGAAAAGGUGUUUUAAAAUAUAGUUUGAGAAUUAACUACCAUGCAAUGCUUGAUAAACGUAUUGCUAAGAGGAUGAUGAAUCAUCUUCUGCCUGUUUCAUAGCUGCUUCCUUGUUAUUUUGUAGUAUUCCUUGUUAAUCAGCCAGAUGCCUUCCCCCAUGGGUCCAGUUGUGAGAAACGUUAAGUGUCACCACAGAAGUGGGCACAGCUUUUGUGUGCUGAGUUGUGGCCCUUGACCACCUGUGAUACACUGAUGUUGUGUUUAGAGGGAAAAUCAAAUCCUGACUCGUACUGCAUUCUCUAUACGCUCUUUUCCUGGUGUUUGCCUUUCCUGAAGAUGUGCUGCGAGUGUCAGCACACACACGCGUCGUUACAAACUGGCCACCCGCCACAGAACUCUCCUCACCCUUGCUGUUGAUCAGCAUAAGGUUUCUGUGGAUGCCUAGCGUGGUCAUGCGCUCUUGGGGAGGACAUCACAAGAUUCUGUACAGACCUUUACCUUUAUCCAAUCACAGCAUCCAAGGGCAGCAGAUCUUUGUUGUAGGCUGUUUCUCCCUAGUGAGGAUGGCACAGAAGGAGUUAAGAGAAGAACUCUUACGGAUGUCUGUAGUCCUGUGUCUUCAACACUGCCUGUUCUCCAUGAGAGAUGGAGAAAACUAACUAAUACCUACUUUCUUUAAGCUAAUAACUUUUUAAAUUAUAUAAUAAAUUUAUUAAGCCUUGUACUCAAGGGCAGUUAUUACUUUUAUAGAUCAUUUUGUAGAUUUUGAAUCAAAGCUCAAUCCUGAUAACUUUUUUUUUUUUUUUUUUGGUAAUGCAUCAAUUUGUUUGCAGAUGAUGGACUUGAGCCCAACACUGACUUUAGGGCUCACUGGGUACAUACAGUCUUCCUGUCUUCAGGAGGGUUUCUGAUGGACUCAGCCUGCAGGUGGAAAAAGUGAUUUAUGUACGAAUUAGCAUGUAUUUCUGAAGAACUUAAGAGUGCCUUGUACAAUUUUUCUCUCAAUUUCUAUUUUGAGGUUUAUAACCGAGGGACCAAGUAGAUAGGGCUUCCUUGUCUUGAGUGGAGGUUGAGGCUGUGACGCGUCCAAGGUCACGGGACCUUGUGGAAAGAUGAGAAAGCAGUUCUCCAGAUCUGGAUUCAGAGUUUGCCCACAUGUAUUUGAAUGAAUGGUUUGUUUGUGGUUUGUGACAGUCUUCUCUUAAAGAAUUUUCCGUUUGAGAUAACCUUUUAGGCUAUGAAAAACAUUCAUAGGAUCUUGGGUUGCCUGAAUUUGUAUCAAGUUGUAGGAGUUAGUAUUUCCUUUGAACACAUCCCUGUGCACUUAGCAAGAAUUAACAUGUUGGCUGAGUGGCCUUCCUAAUCCUCGUAUUUACAGCAUAAGAGAAUAGGUGUUUAUGUGGAUUUCUCCCCUUUGUUUAGUGUUGAGUCCUAAUAAUUUGGAAUGUUAGAUCUUCUUACCUCUUUUUGUUGUCUUAUAGUAAGAUACAUACAUACAUGUGUCUGUGUAAAUAGCAGUAGGUCAGGUUUAGAGUUCUGUAUCUAUAAAUAAGAAACGACUUAACAUAUCCAUGAGGUGUUCAUGCUUACCAGUGUGAGCAUCGCUGUGCUGACUCUGAAGUCCCACCGCUUGUCUUCCUUACUGCCUCCCGCGUGGACGCUGUGACUGAAGAAGGUGUGCCCUGGGGAAGGCAGCUUCAUUCCAGUCUGUAGAGUGUCGGAAUGACCUUGGAAUGAUAGAUGGUUAUUUCAGGCUAGCAAAGUGUCCAUCCUUCCCAUGGAUAUAAGAGUCCUAAAAGAUGGCGUGGAUAUAUUCAGACAUGCAUUUUACACAUGCAUUUCUGUGCUUGUGCAAGCUAAGGUUCUGACUUGACCAAGAUUGACACUGACUAAAAUGUGGCUAAGAGUAAAAACAUAGGUGGGGCUGUUGGUCCACAAACGCAGGUGAGAAAUAGUUAUCCUUGGUGUGGGGGCCCAACUUCUCGAUGUUUUGUCUUCCCAGGCAGUUUGUGUCUGGGUCUAGAGCAGAGGGCUUCUGACAGUGGCCAGGAGAGUGAUUGCUGACUCUGCUGUGGGACUUCAGGUCUCUUUCAUUUCUGCAGACUGUGUCCUGCCCAUCUCUCCUCCAGCCGGUCUUUCUAGGAAGUGAUUGCUUUUCUUUUUAGAAGAGCAUCAAGUAAUAACUCCUGUCCUUGGCUCAGAUCCAGUGGGCCUCAUUUCCAGGGCUUCCUUUCCACUGGCUCCAAGGAUCUAUCAUUAUCUUGCACAGAGAGGGAGGCUGACCAGGGCUGUGUGUCCUUACCUCUUAGAGAUGUCACCAUAAGAAAUUAGCAGAGACCCUUCACUUUGUGAAACUCCCAGUUAAGAAUGGAUCUCUGAGUUAAUUGGUUCUCUGAGCAUGGGGUUAAAAGCCUUGUCUGGGGUGGUUCUGAAUCCUUAAAUUCCUACACUGGGACUCUUUCUCUGUCGCAAAUGCUUGAUCUUCUCAUCUCUUUGAAUGUCAUUUAGUGUAAUCUAUGGAUACGUCUUCUCCACCAUAUAAAUCAGCCUUGUCGUUAACCCAUUGAGAGAUUAGGUCUUGCGUCUUCUUGUCUGACUGGUACUAUAGUACUAAGAUUGCUUCAUUCCCUCAUAUCACACCUUCAUGGGAGGUAUGAUUGGAAGGAGGCCACAUAGGUGUUUGUUAGUGACAGUUCACCGUUCCCUAGGUGUGCACGAGACUUCAUUCCUCCUAAGCCACGUGGCUGCGCGGCCUGUUGCAGUUUUCUAAGAAGUGGUGAAGGCACCAGUGUUUGAGUGUCCCUCAAGUCGGGAGACAGUAGUGAGUUCUCGCAGGAGCCCCUUUGCGAUGAUGGGUCAAGGUGGUAAAGUUGGAAAUUAGCUGGUACAGAGAGAAAUGCUGGGGCUGUUAUGUCCGAGGCUGGUGCAGAAAUGACGACUCAGGACCGAGACCCUUCUCGUGAAGAUCACCUGUCACACUGUCUUGAACACCGUAGCUGCCCCGCUUGUGAUCUGAGGUUCUGUGUAAGAGAAUUGUUAGUGCCAAGUCCCAUACUUAGUCAUGUGUUUUCAUUUAAAGUUCUCACUACUGACUGAUCUUUUAACAAUGUUGUGAAAUCGAUGCCAUUUAUGCUUCUGUCUACACUCCUUUAUAACAGGCAAGGCUCAGUUUGCGUGUAAGCCACCCCUUUUCCUAGCAACCAGUAGCUGUUGCCCUGUAGCCUUUGCUGAGAAACGAAGAAAAAGAUGUAGUGUGUGUCAUUCCUCAUCUCAUGCACUUUACUCUUUGGAGGAGCAUGCAUCUGCAGGCUCUGUGGAUGGCCUCAUUCCUCUAAGUAUGCCCAGGAAGGCCGAGGAGUUCUGUCUGGCAUGCUGCCCUCCUGCUCCUUCCCCCCCCCCCACCCCCAGGUAGCAUAUGUCUAAAGACUCUGCUAGGGAUUUUCUGGACAGCACAAGUUGACAGUAUAUACCCACAGCAUAAUUAGAUGUAUUUGCCCUAUUUUCCUAGGGCUGCUAGCUUUAUAAAUUUAUAUGUAAAUAACACACACACAAAUUUAAUGUUCAGUUUAUUAGUGUGAAAGCAGAAUGUCAUUAGUAUCUUGUAUGUGCAUGUCUGUGUGUGUAAUUGGAAACAGAUGGGGCAUACUGAAAUCUUGGAAUGGCAGUUGUUAGUGUACAAGGUUUUCCACAGGUAUAAGCAAAUUUUGAGGUUUGUGUUUAGGUUGUAGGUAACUUUCUGCUUGCCAGUGUUGAUCUGCUAGUUUACACCUUGUCCCUUUCUUAGCUGUAAGCUUCCUAUGCUUUUAGGUUUUAUUGUAACUAAUGAAGAAAGCUAGUAGAAAGUACACAUUUACACGCUUUUAUAUGUAGUUUUUGGUUCACAGAAACAAGGCAGUUUUAAGUAUAUAUAUUGUCGCUUAAUGUUAUUUAUUCAUCGUAAUUUGCUUUUACAUCUAUAAUUAAAACUUUAAAGUUACAUUAUAAUUCUGAGUAUAUUUUUAGAAUGACCCUGUACAGUUUAAGGACAUCUGAGCACUUGUAUUUCCAUGUGUAAGGAGAGGCUAAAGGUCCAUAGAAAGCACAACACUGUUCACGUGUGUGUCUCCAUUUGUAAAAAGCACAAACCUAAUAGCAUUCCCACUAACCCACAAGUACAAGUCAUAAGCCCACCAAGCCGCCGUGUCCCGGGGUUGUCAGGACGACCACAGUGCCGAAAAGCUGGACAGGGAAACUGCUGUCCAGCCGGCCUGAGAGAUGAGUCUUGUGUUCUCCCUGCUUGUGCUGCUCUGAAGGGGAGAGCUCUCAGCUGCUUAUAUAUGGGGGUUUUAGGGAAAUGAGAUCUGUGGACACAGACCCAUAAUCUGAAACUCAACUGGGACAGUGGGGUUUCUGGUGGGCCGGCAGGUGACAGCUUUGUAAGUCAUAGUCAUUGGAAUGCUAAAAUGUUGUCUAGAAGUAUUACUAGUUUUCAACAGUGCUCUACAAGCCAUGAAAAAUUCACACUCAGUAGUGCAGAUACUAUAUUGAUCUUGCAUAGGUUUGCAUGAGGUGGCGUUAGCUUUGUGGUCUUUAUGUGCUUAGCUGUACUUUUUAGUAGAGAGUUGGAUCUCUGUGUUCCGAACAUCAAACUAUUUCUGGACAGACUCUAUAUGACAUUGCUUUUCCUAAUAGUACUGGGAAUUUUCUAAUGUGUUCUGUUCGCUCCUCAAGACUAGAUGAGUGGAAGCUGUGGGUGUGCGUGCAGAAGCCAAGAUGUAUUUCCUCCCACUCAGCACUGCCCUUUCCCCUGCUUUGCUUUACCUCCAAACAGUCCCAUGGUUACCAAGAAUGAAAAUGAGCCGUCUAAGUUAUGGCUACAUCUUCAGACACAGCUCUGAGGAAAGAGAGUGCCUCCUCUGUUUGGGUAUUUUUCUUCCUAGGGAAACCUUAUAACAAAGAUUGUAGAUGACAUAGACUAAUGUGACCUAAAAAAAAAAAAAAAAAAAGACAAAGUCUUGGUAUAUGGUAUAUCUUAGAAGAGUUCACAUGAACUUGGAUGGUGAGAUUUCUCCCAUGUGUGCACCUACAGUGGCAUUUUACAACAGGUAACCUGGAGGUUACAGGGGCGGUGGGGGUGGGAAGCUGAGGGAGAAGCUGUGAGGAAUGUCCUUGACUAGCAAUAUGUGACUACGUAGAGCAGUUAACCUUUGACCUAUGUAUUCUAUACCUUUAAGAGAGUUUAAUACAACUUUUUGAAAUGCUUUUUAAAAUUUCUUUGACACAAAUGAUUUUCAUUUAUAAUUUCAUGGAAAGAAAAGUAGUCAUGGUGUAAAUAUGUAUAAUUUCCUGAUUUCACUGUGAGAACUCAGACCGUUGAGUGGCAAACAGAUCACCAAGUCUUUUGCUCAUGGACUGCUCUGUGGGGUUAUUAAGAUGUAAAAGCUUUAUUAUUGUUAUUAUUAUUUUUAAAUAGCGGCAUACUGCAUUAGUGUCUGAGGACGGCAUGGCCGUUCUUCUGCUGCCCUCGCCAUCCUUGCUUCAGUCCGUAAGCACCUGCCAAGUUCAGACCCAGCAGGGCUUGUCUGUCCCUGUGUGGACGCCGCUCUUUGUCUGGACCUGUUGGUGAUCACAUAUGAACCGGUAGACUUUUCCGCUUUGCUUUUCUUUUUUGACAAAAUGGGUAUCAAAAAUAGUUGCUGUGCAAAAGUUAGUAGUCUUCUUCAAGAAGAGCAAUCCUUUUUCUGAUAAUAUCCUGUGAAAUUGCUUCAUUCAUUCCUUUAUUUCUAAGCCAAACGCCAGCGGAACACUGCUGCUUUUAUCUAAAGAAUUUUGAUAUGUAAGUAUUAAUGCAUUUAAAAAGAUGUCUGCUUUGAGAAAUGUUUUCCCGUGUACUGCCUGGAAGCUUUGUCCACACUCUGGGCUCAGAGACCAGACCCGUCAGUACACUGGGCUGUGUAUUAUGUAUGUGGAUCAUUUCAUCUGGCAUUGUAGACCAGAUAUGGCUAUAAUGGAAUUUGUGAACAUUAAUUUGUUAUUGGUUAGCUUUUAAUUAUUUCCAGUUUACUCUCUGUCGUUCUCAGCCUCUUUUGUUUUCAAGUUUGACCAAUAAAGUCCGUUUCAUUGUGUAAGGCUUUAGUUUUAGAGAAAUCAGAAUUUUCUUCCAUCUUGAAAAGAAAACCGUUAAACUGUAAAUUUAAAGCUGUUAGCUACUUGUGACAGUUGUAACUUGCCUACACUGUGUACGACUGAUUUUUACAAUUGUAGACUUGUAUGAUCUUGGUUUACUGUGUUGUGUUACUGUUGUUUAAAAAUGGCAAAAAAAAAAAAAAACCAAUCUGCUAAAGAGCCGUCAGUCUUGGUUGCUGACUGCAAGCUCUCUGUUCUUUGUGUACUCGUGUUAUUUUGCCAGCUGCUGCAUUAGCCUUCAGAAGUAUUUGAAAACUUAAGAUGAAUACAUUUCUUGCAAAGUCCGUUCCUUUCUGUGGUAUUUUGUCCGGUAGCUGAAGUGUAGUAAUUAUUUUAUGGAAAUGUUAGCACUUCUGUACAAACUUUGAAUAAAGUGAGAACUUUACCCUU